CAGACGACCUUCUUUAGCACAAACAGCACAGAUCUGCCGGACUCACAGCUGGACCAACGAGGCAGAGUGGAACCAGACCAGCAGCAGAAAGAUGAUGAAAGAACCUGUAGAAGAAUCACCAACUAAAGCAGCUUCCACAGCAGAAGAGGAGCUUGCCAGGGUGCGGUCAGCUUUUGUUUGGAGGGUGUCAACAGAAAUCCUUAAACAGCUCCUUGAGGCCCUUGUAAGUGACGGUGUCUUAAAUGAAUUGGAGAAAGAAUCAAUACUGGAAGGGAACCCAGUCAGAGCAGAUAAGGCACGUUGCUUCAUUGAUACAGUGAGGAAGAAAGGGGACAAAGCCAGCAGGAUCAUGGUCAGACAUCUUCAGACUAUAGAUCUCUCCCUUUUCUCUCAGCUGCGUUUAUACUCUGAUCCAUCUGCUCAACAAGAGGCUCUUCAAAGUUGUCAGCCUCGGCUUAAAUCUAAGUUGAAGAAGAAAUUCCAGUGUGUGUUUGAGGGGAUCGCUAAAGCAGGAAACCCAACCCUUCUGAAUAAAAUCUACACAAAGCUCUACAUCACAGAGGGAGGGACUGCAGAGAUCAGUGAUGAACAUGAGGUCCGACAGAUUGAAACCGCAUCCAGGAAAUCAGAUAGACCAGAAACCAGAGUCGGACAAGAAGACAUGUUUAAAGAUUCACCUGGAAAAGAUGAACCAAUCAGAACAGUGCUGACAAAUGGAGUGGCUGGCAUUGGGAAAACAGUCUUAACACAGAAGUUCACCCUGGACUGGGCUGAAGACAAAGCCAACCAGGACAUCCAGUUCAUAUUUCCAUUCACUUUCAGAGAGCUGAAUGUGCUGAAAGAGGAAAAGUUCAGCUUGGUGGAACUUGUUCAUCACUUCUUUACUGAAACCAAAGAAGGAGGAAUCAGCAGCAUUGAAGACUUCCAGGUUGUGUUCAUCUUUGAUGGUCUGGAUGAGUGUCGACUUCCUCUGGACUUCCACAAAACUACAAUCCUAACUGACCCUAGAAAGUCCACCUCAGUGGAUGUGCUGCUGAUAAAUCUCAUCAGGGGGAAACUGCUUCCCUCUGCUCGCCUCUGGAUAACCACACGACCUGCAGCAGCUAAUCAAAUCCCUCCUGACUGUGUUUCCAUGGUAACAGAGGUCAGAGGAUUCACUGACCCACAGAAGGAGGAGUACUUCAGGAAGAGAUUCAGAGAUGAGGAGCAGGCCAGCAGGAUCAUCUCCCACAUCAAGACAUCACGAAGCCUCCACAUCAUGUGCCACAUCCCAGUCUUCUGCUGGAUCACUGCUACAGUUCUGGAGGAUGUGCUGAAAACCAGAAGGGGAGGACAGCUGCCCAAGACCCUGACUGAGAUGUACAUCCACUUCCUGGUGGUUCAAGCCAAAGUGAAGAAGGUCAAGUAUGAUGAAGGAGCUGAGACAGAUCCACACUGGAGUCCAGAGAGCAGGAAGAUGAUUGAUUCUCUGGGAAAACUGGCUUUUGAUCAGCUGCAGAAAGGAAACCUGAUCUUCUAUGAAUCAGACCUGACAGAGUGUGGCAUUGAUAUCAUAGCAGCCUCAGUGUACUCAGGAGUGUUCACACAGAUCUUUAAAGAGGAGAGAGGACUGUACCAGGACAAGGUGUUCUGCUUCAUCCAUCUGAGUGUUCAGGAGUUUCUGGCUGCUCUUCAUGUCCAUCUGACCUUCAUCAACUCUGGAAUUAAUGUGCUGGAAGAACAAACAACCUCCCAGAAGUCUGAAACGGGACAAUCUACACUUAAGCACUUCCACCAGAGUGCUGUGGACAAGGCUUUACAGAGUCCAAAUGGACACCUGGACUUGUUCCUCCGCUUCCUUCUGGGUCUUUCAUUACAGAACAGUCUGAUUCUCCUACGAGGAAUGCUCACACAGACAGGAAGAAACUCACAGAGCAGUCAGGAAACAGUCCAGUACAUCAAGAAGAAGCUCAGUGAGAAUCUGUCUGCAGAGAAAAGCAUCAAUCUGUUCCACUGUCUGAAUGAACUGAAUGAUUGUUCUCUAGUGGAGGAGAUCCAACAGUGCCUGACAUCAGGAAGUCUCUCCACGGAGAAACUUUCUCCUGCUCAGUGGUCAGCUCUGGUCUUCAUUUUACUGUCAUCAGAAAAAGAUCUGGAUGUGUUUGACCUGAAGAAAUACUCUGCUUCAGAGGAGGCUCUUCUAAAACUCCUACCGGUGAUCAAAGCCUCCAACAAAGCUCUGCUGAGCAUCUGUGAACUUUCAGAGAGAAGCUGUAGAGCUCUGUCCUCAGUUCUCACCUCCCAGUCCUCAAGCCUGAGAGAGCUGGACCUGAGUAACAAUAGCAUGGAGGAUUCCGGAUUGAAGCUUCUGUCUGAAGCAGUGGAGAGUCCACAUUGUAAACUGAGAACUCUGAGACUGAGCGCCUGUAACCUCUCAGAGAGAAGCUAUGAAGCUCUGUCGUCGUUUCUUAGCUCCCGGUCCUCUAGUCUGAGAGAGCUGGACCUGAGUAGCAACAAUGUGCACGAUUCAGGCGUGAAGCUUCUGUCUGGCGCAGUGGAGACUCCACAAUGUAGACUUAAAACUCUCAGGGUGGAGCCUGCUGGAGUCCGAUGGUUAAAACCAGGUCUGAGGAAGUAUUCCUGUCAACUCACAAUCGACACAAACACAGUAAAUAGAAACCUCAAACUGUCUGACAACAACAGGAAGGUGACACAUAAUAUUAUGGAGGUUCAGUCAUAUCCUGAUCAUCCAGACAGAUUUAAUGUUUGGCCUCAACUGCUAUGUAGUAAUGAACUGACUGGUCGCUGUUACUGGGAGGUCGAGUGGAAGGGAAACAUUUCUAUAUCAGUGAGUUACAGAAGAAUCGGAAGGAAAGGAAACAAUGAUGACUGUUGGUUUGGACUCAAUGAUCAUUCCUGGAGUCUGCACUGCACUGAUGGUGGUCCUCAGUUUGUCUGUCACAAUUGCAGAUCCACAACCAUCCCCCCCUCCUCUUCCUACUCCUCCUCUGUCUCUAACAGAGUAGCAGUGUAUGUGGACUGUCCUGCUGGCACUUUGUCCUUCUACAGAGUCUCGUCUGGCACUCUGAUCCGCCUCCACACCUUCAACACCACAUUCACUGAACCUGUUUAUCCUGGAUUUUUAUUGUCUUUUCAUGGUGCCUCAGUGUGUCUGUGCUGAGUUGAGUAUAAAGAGUGUCCUCCUGUUAGAGAAAUACUCUAUGCAUUUUAAGGUUAAUGGAUUCAAUGAGUUGAUGUUUUAAACUGUUCUAAAUGAUUCCUUGUAAACUUCUUCCUCUUCACUCCUUUAAAGAUGGAAGCUACAAUUAUUCCAGGAUCCAUUCUUAGGAAUAUUUUAAUGUGCCUGAAUAGCACUGCAUAUGCUGUAUUUCACUUUAGUUUGAAUGAAACAUGAAAUCUAUCACAAAGGGCCCUGGAGUAGAAUCUGGUGGAUUUUGGUAAUAUACAUUAGAUUUGUUUUGAUGCUAUUUUUUUAAGCUGUUUCAUUGUUAUGAUUUCAGAUCUGAAUUUUAUAAAAUGCUGCAUCAAAAACAAAGACAGAUGUGUUGAUGUCCACAAAUGACAAUUACCUCCAAAAGCACCUUUUAAACAACCUUCUGUAUUUUGAAUACAUUGCUCAGUUUGAGCUGAUGUUUGAUAUCAUUCCUUUUUUCAUGACUUUUUUGAUCACUAUCAUAUUUUACUGUUUCUAUUUGAAUUUUAGCUUAGAGCUUAUUUUUAUUGUAUGCAUAUCUCUAAUGCAGCCACAGCAAAACAGCUGCCGGAUGUCAAGGUCCUGGGUCUGGUUACCGAGUGCUUAUGUUUUGAUUAUUUAUUAAUAUUUAAUCUUCUUUGAU
Molecule: messenger RNA, 3836 nt
Organism: Pundamilia nyererei
Lineage: Eukaryota; Metazoa; Chordata; Actinopteri; Cichliformes; Cichlidae
Product: protein NLRC3-like
Exons: 8
Coding region: 92-3160 (1022 amino acids)
Biological process (GO): regulation of apoptotic process
Molecular function (GO): protein binding
Source: RefSeq, a predicted model, not a curated record